AUUUUUAAUGUUUUGAGGCAUUUGCAUUAUAGAUCUAAAAAAGGAAAGUUUUAAUGAUUCUAAGAUUAAAAACAUUGGUCUUUAAAUAUAAAAUAAUUAUAAAUGUUCUCUCAGUUUCUGUUGAUCCUGUGCUGUGUAAAGUCUUAGCUAAAUUGAAACCUCCUUUACUGUGUAGUGUGUAGACCAGCUAGUGAAUCUAGAAAAUAGACUGACACAGGGGCAAAUACCUAACCUGUUCAGCAGCAUUGGUUCGUACAUUCGGCUAGUGUGCUGGGAGUUAAUCUAAAUCGUAGCAUAGGAUCUUCUGGAAUCAUUAAAUAAUCGCCAGGGAUAAAAUAUAGUCAAGAAAUUUCUCAACAAUCAGAUCUUGAAAUAGGAGAAUAUUCGCAACAAAGACGAUUGUAAUGAAAACCUGCUUGCACAAGUCUGAGACUCAUGCUUCAUUAAUCUGAUCACAAAUGUCCACAAAAUAACUACCUUUAAAUGGAACCACAGAUAAAAAAGAAACUUUGUAUUAUCAAAGAUGUCAAUGAAGUGUCAAACUUUCAUAGGUUCAUUGUUUUGUUUGUAUACAAAUUCAUAUUAUUUUGCUUAUUAGUUUCUCCAUUGUAUUACGAACUCUGGCGACAGCCUUCAUAUGUUGGAGAUAUUACAGCACAAAUCUUAGAAGAUAUUAAGACAUGGGACAAACGCCAAAUUCCAGUAAGCGCUUGGAUGGAUAGAAAAUACAUUCUAAAUGGCUCAGCUUACAAAAAAUCAUUAUUUGAACUUGAUAGGCAAAUGACUGACAUCAUUUACUUUAAUUUUAGUAUAUUCCCUUUCUUCAAAAUGUUUUUCCAGGUGGUAAUUAGCAUUGGUCGGAAUUUUGAUUUUAUCAAAGAAAACAUGAAGAAAAAGUUUGGCUUAAAUAGAGUCAUAUGUUAUAUUACACUCAAAAAUUUUGUGUCCAUUUUGUUUGUUUGUAGUGCAUUUUGUUGUUUUCAUUUAUUGACAGAAUUGUGUGAAAAUAUAUUUCGUUGGGCAGACAGUAGAGUUCAUGACGCCACUCCCUUGUUAAACAUGCACAAAGCGUUUCUAUUCCCUCAUCCGUUAACUCUGGGUCAAGCCCCUCCGUUCUUUUUGCUUACAUACUCUCGGUACCCAAUGGAGGAUGUUGUUUUUAUUUGCGAAUAUCAGACCAGAGAUCCAGACCCGAUCUACAAAAGCGCUAACUGGAGAAAGAACGGACGACCUCUUACAUCUAACGACGACAGAAUCCAGAUCAAUGUUACAGUCAAUCAAGUUGGUAAUUUAGAAUUGUACAACGUAUUGUCCAUAUUAACAAUCCAAUUUUUGGAAGACCAAGAUUUCGGAAGUUAUACAUGUGAGUACCACAAUCCAUUAAAUUCUGAAGUUCAGCCUGGCCCAAGUAUGACAUCGGAAUUUAGAUAUAAAUCUGAAAAUGAUAUUCCCAUUCCGCCACCUGAUUCAGAAUGCAACUGUAAACCUAAAACAACCAAUCCUGAUCAAUGUACGAAUCAGCCAAUCAUAAUACCUGUUCAGUGCUUUUCGGAGUUCCUUCUUAAUAAAAGAAAUGAACAAGUUUUGACAAAGAUGAUUAGCCCUGGAAGCAUGUUCAUAGAGGGCGCUUUUUAUUCAACUGUUUCCGAGAGUGAAAACAUAGGAGUUGAAUUGUCUAGAACAGAAAGCAAAGACCCGGACCAAAAUUGCUGCUCAUGGUUUGUGAGGACAUACUGGAGAUUCUUUCGAAAAGGAGGUUUUUUAUCUGAAAAUCCUCCAUUUACAAGGACCAUCAUUACUGAAAAUGGUCUUUAUUUUCUACGGUAUCAAUGUAUGUGCAAAUCUAGCUACGGGAUGAGUGAGUUUAGAAUAUUUCGAAACUUUAUCAACACAACAAGUGGUAGAGGAGAUAGAGCGGAGAUCGUAUACCCAGUAAGACAUAAGUUAUUUCCAGUAUAUUCAGAUCCUUGGUCAAGCAAUCAAAGUGACACCGAUACGAAUAGAUAUCAUGAUACACAUUCUUGCUUUGAAUCAGACUUCUCAUCACAAGAAUGUUGGAUACUCGAACAGCUGUUUGAAUCCAAUAUGAACUUGAUGAUUUUAUACGAAUUCGGUUUGACAUUUACUCUAAUGUUAGUACCAACUCUGAUUGCUGUUCUUUUCUACUAUUCAGUAAUGAAAGGUUGUAUUCGUCCUCUUCUCACUUUUGUUCUGUAUGACGACAUGCGUGAAACAACAUUUGAAGCUGUCAAUGGAAAAUCUUUGACAAAGUUUCGUCCUCGGAGACGCCACAAAGCUAGAAUUGCACCAGAUGUUCAGCGUCAACAGUAUGAUAUUUAUUUAUCAUACGAUUCAGAAAAUGAAUUUGACUCGAUGAUUGCUGAGCAUAUUAAAGGCAUACUGGUGAGUCUAAAAUUGACAUAUUUUGAUUCCCAAACGGAUGUCCGAUACGGUCAUCUUAUUUUAACUGAGCAAGAGAAGGCUAUAGCCAAUAGUUUACGUUAUGUGUGUAUAGCCUCACAAAGCUACAUUGACCACAACAGUGUGGAGUUUAAUGCCAUACAGCUUGCAAUUGUUGGCCAAAAUAGUAAAUUAAAAGACAGGCUUUUAAUCAUAAAAUCAGAAGACUGUGAUGUGGAAAGACUUUAUUUAAUACCAUGUAUUUCUGUACCAAAAGAAGCGAGGGCCAGGAGUGUAUUAAAUGAGCGCACUGUUAGAGAUUUUUUCAAAUGGGAAAAGUCUACCAGUGUACACGAACUGGCGUGCAAGUCUGAUAAAUUAACAGCCAUCAAAGGCAUUUUAGGAUUAAAAACAAUGACUCGCCCACUGAUCAUUCUGAUGGCUCAAAUGUUUAUUAUAUGUAUUGAUACGUUUACACUGAACUCUUGAAACAAAUAAUGCUCAAAGUAAAUGGAAAUAUUCCCUUAUCAAAAUCAACUAAUUUAGACUCAUUGAUUAACUAAUUGUUUUUGUUUUCAUAUUGAUUCAUGUGUCAAGUAAUAAUUGUCUCAAGUUUUAACUGGAUCCGAGGAUGAGAAGAGGGAGAAAUAACGUGGACAAUAUUCCACCCAGUAAAAAAAAAGAUAAUGAAAUUCAAGAACGCAUACCAAGUGUUUGUAUGUGUGUGUUUGUGUGUGUGUGUUUGUGUGUGUGUGUGUUUUUUUUGCUUGGCUACUCGAAUACUUUGCAUAUUUCGGCUUUCAAUGCCAGUUAUGAUUGGUUUAUAUUAUUGAUUCAUUUAUAUUAAAUGUCUGAUUACUGUGCAGAACAUUGAUUGUGACUGCAUCUGCUACUUAUAUUAUAGAAUCUCUUAAAAUAUGUUGAUACUCUCGUUAAGGAAUCGUAUCGCAUUAUAAGUCUCAACGUCUCCACUUUUUAAUAGUAUAUGUAAAAAAAUAUAUUUUUAGUAUUUUUGUUGUCAUGCUAUUUUUGUUUAACUUGAUUUUAGUUUCAACUCUUAUUUUUUUAAGAUUGUUAUUACAAUUAUUUGUAUACAACAAGCGUGGCUGUAGAGCCGGACAUAUUGAGAUAUUUUUAGAAUGUGUAAUGUGUGCACGAUCUAGGUCACUCCAUUCAUCGAAAUGUCUGUGUCGUGAAAGGAAUAGAGAGUUUAUUUUUGUAGAUCACGUCAUAGAUUUACUUUCUAUUCAGCAUAUCUUCCUUCCAGUCUGCAUAAGAUUGUGUCCCUUGCAGUCUGUGUUUGGAGAUUCUUUGUCUAGGUUCUGAGUUACCAUUUAUGUGGAACUGUUAUUUAUUGUUUGAAUACAUUUCGUACCAUUGCACUGUUCGCUGAUGUUUACUGUUGAGGAACUGCUUUACAACCUCACGAGCCUUUUGAUUGUGUGUGAAAAUCGGAUAUUUUAAUUGUUUAUGAUUAUUGACCAGUAGAGCAUGUUAUGAUUGGUGUUCGUAUGUUAUAUGUAGUUUGUAUGUUUAUUAUGUGUUUGUUGUUUAUAUUCUUAAUUUUUUAAUAAGUUUGUUACUUGUAUGUUUUGUGUUUAUAUGUUUUGUAUGCUUGUUAUUUGUAUUUCUGAUGUUUGUAUUUCUGAUGUUUGUAUUUCUGAUGUUUGUAUUUAUGAUGUUUGUAUUUCUGAUGUUUGUAUGUCUGAUGUUUGUAUUUCUGAUGAUUAUGUUGAUAUUCUAUUUAUAGUCAAUGAAGAAACAAAAAAAUUUUUUUUUUUUUUUUUAAAGUUUUGUUUUCUUAUUGAAUCUCAUGAGUAAAUAAACUUUUAUUAAAUUAA
Molecule: messenger RNA, 4241 nt
Organism: Biomphalaria glabrata
Lineage: Eukaryota; Metazoa; Mollusca; Gastropoda; Planorbidae
Exons: 2
Coding region: 484-2889 (801 amino acids)
Biological process (GO): signal transduction
Source: RefSeq, a predicted model, not a curated record